Ostertagia ostertagi is the source of this 1284-nucleotide messenger RNA. The record is from the annotation of a GenBank genome assembly. Lineage: Eukaryota; Metazoa; Nematoda; Chromadorea; Rhabditida; Trichostrongylidae.
AUGGCUGCUGUUGAACCCAUUGAUAUUACCCUGAAAAAGGAUGGUGGUGUUCUGAAAACAAUCAAGAAAGAAGGAACCGGAACAGCGAAGCCAACUCCUGGAACUAACGUUAAGGUGCAUUAUGUGGGAACGCUGGAGAGUGGUGAAAAAUUCGACUCGAGUCGUGACAGAGGCAGCGAAUUCGAAUUUUUGUUGGGUCGCGAGCAGGUCAUUAAAGGCUGGGAUAUCGGCGUGGCUACAAUGAAGAAAGGAGAAAUAGCGGACUUCAGGAUUCGGUCCGACUAUGGAUAUGGGGAAAGUGGAAGUAUGCCGAAAAUCCCGCCAAACGCUACCUUGAAUUUUGAGGUGGAACUCGUUGAUUGGCAAGCCGAAGACAUUUCGCCAAAUCGUGAUGGAACAAUCACCCGUUCAGUUAUUGUCGAAGGAGAAAAAUUGGCAAAUCCGAAUGAAACAAGUCCUGUCGAAGUUCAUGCGGUUGGCUCAUAUGAAGGGCGAGUAUUCUACGACAAAGAGGUCACAUUUAUUUUGGGAGAAGGUUCAGAGGUGGGACUUCCUGAAGGUGUUGAUCGAGCAUUGCGCCGUUUUUGCCGGGGAGAGAAAUCUACAAUUCGUUUAAGCGGAACCAGAUUCACAUACGGGCCGAAUCCUCCUCCAGAAUACAAUUUACCUCCAAAUGCAACUAUUGAAUUCACUAUUUUCCUGAAAAGUUACGAGAAGGUGCCUGCCCUUUGGGAAAUGUCAGCGGAAAAGAAAAUCGAAGAGGCUACUCUAGCGAAGGAACGUGGUACAGCUUUCUUGAAGCAAAACAAGCUCAAAUUGGCUUAUAAUAAGUACAAGCGAAUCGAAGAUAUUUUGGAAUUUGAGAAGAGCAUGGAUCCUGAUCAAAAGAAGAGUCGCGACGAUCUGAUGCUUGCCGCAUACUUGAAUCUUGCACUGACAGCAUCAAAAAUGGGUGAAAAUUUGGACUGCAUCAAAUAUUGUGAUAAAGCCCUUGAGCUCUCACCCAUCAACGUGAAAGCCCUUUAUCGUAAAGCUGGAGCGCGAGCGGCUCUCUCAGACUUCGACGAGGCAAAACAGAUAUAUGAGAAAAUAUUGGAAGUUGAUCCCGAAAACAAAGCAGCAGCUCAGCAGAUCCUCGUCGUUCGUCAAAUGAUGAAGGAACAGCUAGAGCGUGACAAGAAGCGAUACAAAAACCUUUUCUCGAAAAUUUCUGAUGAUUCGAAGGCCGAGAAGCAAAGCCCGUUUGAAGAAAAGAAGGCGGAAACGGCAACUGUUGAUUCGUGA